Molecule: messenger RNA, 5115 nt
Organism: Hirundo rustica (Barn swallow)
Lineage: Eukaryota; Metazoa; Chordata; Aves; Passeriformes; Hirundinidae
Product: acyl-CoA 6-desaturase-like
Exons: 13
Coding region: 276-1610 (444 amino acids)
Biological process (GO): lipid metabolic process
Cellular component (GO): membrane
Molecular function (GO): oxidoreductase activity, acting on paired donors, with oxidation of a pair of donors resulting in the reduction of molecular oxygen to two molecules of water
Source: RefSeq, a predicted model, not a curated record
GAGCUUCCUCAAAACACAGGGCUAUGUGCGAGGAUAAAGUGCAUCAGUGCGGGGACAGCCAGCCUAGGGGGCACUUCCGAGCAGGCGGAGAGAAGCGAGAAACAAAGAGAAGGGAGGACAUGAGCGAAGGCGAAGGGAGGGAGCAGAGGAUCAGCUGAGUUCAAUCCCGCCGGGAAAGCUCUUCCCCUCCGGCACAUCCCUGAGAGGCGCAGGGACAGGUUUCCCCCCCGCCCCUUCCCCUCUUUGGUCGAGAAGACAAAGGAUCGAGUGGCCCCAUGGGGAAAGGGGGUGAGCAAGGGGGGGAUUCGGGGGAGCCGGCGGCGCAGAUCCGCUUCUACACCUGGGACGAGAUCCAGAAGCACAACCUGAGGACGGACAAGUGGCUGGUGAUAGAGCGAAAGGUUUAUAAUGUCACCAAGUGGGCAAACAGGCACCCGGGGGGCCAGCGAGUGAUCAGCCACUGCGCCGGCGAAGAUGCCACGGAUGCAUUCCAGGCCUUCCAUAUCAAUCCCACCUUGGUGCAGAAGUUUCUCAAGCCGCUGCUUAUUGGAGAACUCGCUCCAGGGGAGCCCAGCCAGGACCGAGACAAAAACUCCCAGCUGGUGGAGGAUUUCCGGACCCUGCGGAAGACAGCGGAGGACAUGAACCUGUUCCGAGCCAGCCCCUUGUUCUUCUCCCUUUACCUGGGCCACAUCCUUGCCAUGGAGGUUUUGGCUUGGCUCAUGGUUUCCUACUUCGGGACCGGCUGGAUCACAACCCUCAUCCUUUCCUGCAUCCUUACAACUUCCCAGGCCCAGGCAGGGUGGCUGCAACAUGAUUUUGGACACCUCUCUGUCUUCAAGAAGUCUUCCUGGAACCACAUUGUCCACAAGUUUGUCAUUGGACACCUGAAGGGUGCCUCUGCAAACUGGUGGAACCACCGCCACUUCCAGCACCACGCCAAGCCCAACAUCUUCCAGAAGGACCCAGAUGUGAACAUGCUGCACAUUUUUGUCCUGGGAGACACACAGCCCGUUGAGUACGGCAAGAAGAAGCUAAAGUAUCUGCCUUACAACCACCAGCACGAGUACUUCUUCCUCAUCUUCCCGCCUCUGCUCAUCCCUGUGUAUUUCCAAAUCCAAAUCAUCUCGACCAUGAUCAAGCGCAGGUUCUGGGCGGACCUGGCCUGGGCCAUCAGCUACUACCUGCGCUACUUCAUCACCUACAUCCCGUUCUAUGGCGUCCUGGGAUCCCUGUGUCUCCUCACGUUUGUCAGGUUUCUGGAGAGUCACUGGUUCGUGUGGGUCACCCAGAUGAAUCACAUUCCAAUGGAAAUUGAUUCUGAGAAGCACAGAGACUGGCUGAGCUCCCAGAUGGCAGCGACCUGCAACAUUGAGCAGUCCUUUUUCAACGACUGGUUCACCGGGCACCUGAACUUCCAGAUCGAGCACCACCUGUUUCCAACGAUGCCACGGCACAACUUCUGGAAGGUGAAGCCUUUGGUGAAGUCAUUAUGUGCCAAGUAUGGAGUCCAGUAUGAGGAGAAGCCUCUUGGGAAAGCGUUCGUAGACAUCGUUGGGUCCCUAAAGAAAUCUGGAGAUCUCUGGCUGGAUGCUUAUCUCCAUAAGUGAUCAUGAAUCUUUCUGGGGAGGUCUGCUCCUGCUGCAGGCCCAGGAAACCUGUUUAAUCCCAGGCAAAUUUAAAAUGUGCUCCAGAGGCUGGAAAGCGAGGCCAGCAGUGCAAGGAACGGAAGAUUGGGAGAGGAUGAUGAUGGAUGUUUAAAAAAGGGGCAUUAAUAUCUGACCUUGAUCUUCUUUUCACAAGAUUCGUUCUCAUCCUGCCUAAACCACACAAACCUUGAGUCACACCUAAGGGAUUUUAGGCCUCAGUUUGCAAUCCAAGGACACCUCAGCCAGCUCAUGCCUCUUUCCCAUGUUUGUAUGAAAGAGGAUUCACAUCCCACGGGACUGGCAGCUGCUGGACUGCUCUUCCAGCCUUGUCCAGAACCCAGCUCGCUCCUUUCCCUGCCUCCUUCCCUUCUCUAAUCAUAGCAUCCCUUUAGUGCAAGCUGUGACUCUGGCCCUGCACAGCUAACCCCUAACCAUAGCAGGGUUAACGAUAGCCGUGGUUUCAGGAUUGGCCCCUCUUCCCAGGGGUCGGUAGAAGAUUUCUGGGUUUAAACAGCAAAACGUCUCCUUUAGGAGAGGGUCUGUUUUCUCUUUAACGAGCAUAGCGAAUUGCCAGUAAAUCACACAAAAGACCAAAACAAUCACACAAGCAAAACGCGCUAAUUGCUCCUCGGUGCUCCAGGGAAGCCACAAAUGGCCCUUCCACCAUCCUGCCCUGCAGGAACCCAGAGUUCUGCCUGUCUGCAUAAGCCUGGCAGGCACCGAGCCUCUUCCUGCCCGCCCAGGCCAGGAGCCAUGGCACUGUUCACCCUUCCCUUCGGAACAAUCACAGGAGGAAAGUUCUCCCUGCAAAAGGAGGAGCUGCUCCAAGAAUCCCAGCUGGAAUCAGCCCUGCCCAGGCCAUGCUGCUGAUGUGAGACCUUUGGAGAACCCUCUCCCAAGUUGUCUAAAACUCAAUCUUCUGCCCAGCGCCUAAUUACCAAAAUUCACUAAUGGCUUAUCGGGAGAUAUGGUUGGACAGCUUCCAGGUGCUUCUGGAAGAGGUAACCUGACCCCAGAUAAAUCCAGGGGUUCAGCUGCAACACAGCAGAAGAUUUAUUUGGUUUAGGACAAAGGGCUGUGGUUCCAAAAGCAGCCUCCAGCUCCAGCAUCACCUCGGUGCUCCCUGGAAACACCAGGAAGGAGACUUUGGUUACUUUGCACGCCUCAUUACUUCCCUCAACUCUGAAACUGGAUCUUCUCUAUCAAAUCCCUGAAUCCUAGCAGCAUCCCAGGGAAUCAGCAAGGUGUUUCAUCGUGAACAGAGACGACUCUGGGACUGUGGCCAGCGUUGCAAAAAAAAAUAAAAAAAAAUGUACUCCCUUCCCUGCUUUGGAGAAUAAAAUGAGAUUUUUAUCUUUGCUUACAUAUGGGGAAUUCAGCAUCUUGCAACUUCAGCAAGCAAUACUUACGGUUUGUAAAGGGCUUGUUCUGGGGGUCUUGCUCACCCAGGUACCACCAGGAAUGUUCAGGGUGACAAGCUCCAUAAAUAACAUCCUUCUGCAUGCUGUGAGCUCCCAGGCAGGUAGUAAGGAGCUAGCCUGGAAUUUGGCUAACCUCAUCAGCACUGCCUUAAUUUGUGCAUCUCUUCCUUGAAUGUACUUCACUGUGCUCCAGCAAGGAUGACCCACGAGCGCAGUGGCAGCAGCAGUGCAAGUUUUUAAAUAUCCAGUUUAUUCUUCUGACAGCCCUUGGGGGUUUUUGUCUUAUUUCCAGAGCAAAAAUUUUCCUCCUUAGUCCUGUCCCCUCCUUCUCUUCUCACCUUUCUUCUUGGGAAACUGUUUGGGUUGAUCUUGGGGAAAGAUCAGUUCUUAGGCAAAUGGGCAUUUUUUUUUCCCAAAAAAAAGAUGCAUUAUUUUUUUCAGGCAAAGCCCCUCUGGCUCAUACAGCUUUUUUCUCUCCUUCCAAAAAAAUCCCAGCUUUCUAUCUUGGAAUUUGAACUGUUUUCUACGUGCCUUGAUUCCUUGAUGACACCCCGCCCCUGCAAGUGUUACAGGCCAGGUUGGAUGAUGUUUGGAACAACCUGGUCUAGGGAGUGUCCCUGUGGAAUUGGAUGACCUUUAUUGUCCCUUCCAACCCAAACCAUCCAGGAUUCUACAAGCUCUCCACUCUUUAACUGGAGCAGGUCAAAGAGAUCCCAGACAAAGAGCCCUGGAAGUCUGGAUCACUCUGCUUUGUUAUCAUUGUUCACCAAGUAAAAUUAGGUUUACCUGGAGACAUUCCGGAAGUUUCAGUAAGACUGGAAAUGUAGAUGGAUAUAAACUUCCCAUGAGCUUUGCCUCCAACAAGGCAGCAAUGAGCGAGACACGAACAGGUUAAAAUCUGCCAUCAAAAUGACUGAAACAGAAUUUUCAGCUCAGCUUUCUGAUGACUCUUAACUCACCAGUUUCUCUGAAAAAUGAUGAGAUGAAAUCUUGUCCACUUUUUCUCUUGAUAAAGGUCAUUCAUUUGUACUGUAAUGAGACACAGACAUUAAUAACAAUAAUUUUUAAAAACCCCUAAGCCAGUAAGAGGUGCUGGGAGCCUGCCAGGAUUUAUUGAACCCAGCUACAUAACGUGGCAAUGUGGAGCUGGAAACACAGAGAUGGUUUCAGGGCAGAGAAUCAAACAACAGCCAGGGAAGGACUGGAUUUGUUCUCUCCACUCACUCUGGGGGACUGGAGUAGGAGCUGGAGGACCAGGAUGAUUAAGGAUGGCAGAGAAAAGCACAAACUGCAGCAAAGAGAGGCCUCUGGGUGUGUUUUGGGAGGAGAAUGAGAGAUGGGAGAAGUUUGGGAAGGUCAGGGGUUGGGGAGGGAUGCAUGAGAGUAGGAGGAAAAAUACUGAGGGUGAAGGAGGAGAAAUUUGGAAUCUGGAUCUCCCAGCAUGGCUGGAAUCUGCCUGGAGGGCUGUGCUGGAGACACAGGGCAGGACAGGGCAGAGCUCAGGCUCAGAGGAGGUGGCAGGGACUGGUGACAUCCACAGGCACCUCAGAGUGAGCUGGAUCUCACACUGAGCCCCCCUUUCCCAGAGCUCUGGAAGCAGGGACCCUCUGCCCCCAGUUUCCAGGGAGGAGCGCAGUGGGAAUUAGGGGACUUUCCUUGGAGUUCUCCCUCCAAGCAUGGAUUUGAGGAGUCUAGAUCUCAACUGCUCACUGAAAUAGAGCUUGGGAGGUUCAUCAGGAACCCUUGCUGCAGGGGCUGAGCUCUCUGGCUGGAUUUGAGGUCUUCAUUAGGGCAAAGACAUCCUUUUCCUUAGUAGAUGCUUUCCCAAGAAAGCCUUCCUAACAAUGCCCUAACAUUUCCAAUGUUAAAACAGCAAACCAGCAUUCCUUAUAGGACAGCUCCUGUUUUUUGGGUUUUGUUGUUGUUUCUUUUUUUUUAAAUUCUUAAAAAAAAAAAAAGAAAUCAAUCACUCAAAAAGAACAAUUUUUUUUUCCUUGUGUAUUCUACCACUCAAUAAAAUCAUAACUAUUUGUUGACCAUACAAA